AUGUCGCACGCCCGGGUCGAAGAACUGUCGGACUCAGACCCUGACAUUGACGACCCCUCCAACUACCUCCCCCAGUCCGACACUCAAGUGAUGCGGCCGGCUUCGCAAUCCUCAUCUUCAUCGCCUGAACCAGAACCAGCCUCAUCCUCUUCCUCCGGUCCCAACCCAACCCUCUUUCGUCCUCCUCCUCCCUCGUCGUCCCAACAUUUCCAACAACCGCAGACUCGCGAACACAUCAAGUCCUUCCAGACACUAUACCCAGUCUAUUUUGACGCCACGCGGACAAAAUCAGAAGGAAGACGCGUGAACUCAUCGCUAGCGAUCGCCAAUCCUCUAGCCAUCAAUCUUCUCGAGGCGGUCAAGGCCGUGUUCGUGGAGACUGCACCAUUGCCCCGGAUAGCAUUCGAGCCGGACAAGACACACCCUAAGGACUGGGCGAACCCGGGUCGGAUACGAAUUGAGAUGUUCCACCCAGAAACAAAAGAGCCCAUUCAUCCGCAGAUAAAGAACAAGGCGCAUCUGUACACGCUGAUCGGACGGUGGUUAAAAGCACAUCCGACAAAACCGACUGAUCCGCUGCAAUUGAAGAUUCCGGGUCUGCCUGUUCCGGAGAAUUUCGGAAAGGAGCCCAUACCGGUCCCGCGGGGUUGGAAAAUGGGUACGAUUCUGCCGGUGCAUUCGCCUGCCGUUAGUGGAGGUGGAGUCAAAGAUGAUUUCUUCAAGGAAGCAAUGGAGGAGAUCCGUCAGGCCCAGAGUCAGGGUCAAUUACCCGCCGGUGGACCUGGUGGUCCGGGCGGUGGUGGCAUGCCUGAUAUGGCUGCUUUGCAGAAUAUGAUGAGUAGCAUGGGUGGUCUGGGUGGUAUGGGUGGUAUGCCUGGAUUGGGUGGGAUGCUGGGCGGAGGCGACUCCGGUGCCGGUGCGGCUGCAGGGAGGAAAAAGAAGGACAAGAAGAAGGGCUGA
This is a messenger RNA of Exophiala dermatitidis NIH/UT8656, 960 nucleotides long. RefSeq names its product signal recognition particle, subunit SRP19. Gene Ontology annotation, cellular component: signal recognition particle, endoplasmic reticulum targeting. The record is from RefSeq and is a predicted model, not a curated record. Gene Ontology annotation, molecular function: 7S RNA binding. The transcript has a single exon. Lineage: Eukaryota; Fungi; Ascomycota; Eurotiomycetes; Chaetothyriales; Herpotrichiellaceae. Bases 1 to 960 code for a protein of 319 amino acids. Gene Ontology annotation, biological process: SRP-dependent cotranslational protein targeting to membrane, signal sequence recognition; SRP-dependent cotranslational protein targeting to membrane.